AAUCCAUCUCCUACUUCGGUACUAUUCUGUUUUCUACCAAAUUCUCUUCCAUCGUCAAUCAAAAAGUUCUUUUCUCUGACCUCUUUUCUUCUCCUCCCAUGAAUAAUUUGAACCAUGAUUCCUAUUCUUCCUUGUAGAUACACAAUGGAAGGAAAUGGUGCCUUUUUUGCUUGACUUUGGAUAGAGCCUAGUUGUUCCAAUGAUGGUAAAUUGAGGAACAAAUCAUGUUUCUUCUUCAUUGAAUCAAAUUAUAUAGGUGUAGAUUUACAUAGCUCUUAGAAAACAAAUAAAAUUAUAUAUAACUAUUGCUAGGUGUAAGGUUGUAGCUUGAGCAAUAUAAAUUGAAAGAAAUGGCUUCAUUGACUAACCAACCUUCCAAGAAAAGUAUGCGGAAUUCUGGCGAGAAGCCGACUAUAAAGUUUGCAAGACGAACAUCGAGUGGAAGAUAUGUUAAUUUGUCAAAAGAUGACAUUGAAAUGUCUUCAGAAGUAUCAGGAGAUUAUAUGAAUUAUACUGUUCAUAUUCCUCCUACCCCUGACAACCAACCAAUGGAUAAUACUUCUGUGGCAAUGAAAGCUGAAGAACAAUAUGUUUCAAAUUCUUUAUUUACCGGUGGAUUCAAUAGUGUAACAAGAGCUCAUCUAAUGGACAAGGUAAUUGAUUCUGAGGUGACUCAUCCUCAAAUGGCAGGGGCUAAAGGAUCUUCUUGUUCAAUUUGUGAUGGUAAAGUUAUGAGGGAUGAGAGAGGAAAUGAUGUGACUCCAUGUGAGUGUAGGUACAAGAUUUGUAGAGAUUGUUUUAUGGAUGCACAAAAAGAUACCGGUAUGUGCCCGGGUUGUAAGGAGACUUACAAAGUAGGAGAAUAUGAAGAUGAUGGCAAUGAUUAUCCAAAUGGAGCAUUGCCAUUACCGGCGCCAGGUUCCAAACAGAACAUGUCGGUUAUGAAGAGAAAUCAAAACGGAGAAUUUGAUCACAAUAAAUGGUUGUUUGAGACCAAAGGUACCUAUGGAGUUGGAAAUGCUUAUUGGCCUCCAGAUGAUGAGGACGAAGGUGAUGUUCUAAAUGAUGGAGUAUUUGAUGCUGCUGAGAGACCUUGGAAGCCUUUGUGCAGAAAAACACCAAUUCCAUCUGGUAUCAUAAGUCCAUAUAGACUGCUUAUUGCUGUUCGCUUAGUCGUGAUGUUCUUCUUCUUACAUUGGAGAGUGGUGCAUCCAAAUGAUGAUGCAGUAUGGUUGUGGCUCAUGUCAAUCACUUGUGAAAUAUGGUUUGGUUUCUCAUGGAUACUCGAUCAAAUCCCAAAGCUUUGUCCGGUUAAUCGAUCGACAGACCUUGAAGUCCUUCACGAGAAAUUUGACAGUCCAUCACCAUCCAAUCCCACAGGAAGAUCUGAUUUGCCCGGUGUUGAUCUUUUUGUGUCAACGGCUGAUCCGGAUAAAGAGCCACCUCUUACAACUGCCAAUACUAUUCUUUCCAUAUUAGCAGUUGAUUACCCUGUGGAGAAGCUUGCUUGUUAUGUUUCAGAUGAUGGAGGUGCUCUCUUGACUUUUGAGGCCAUGGCUGAGGCUGCGAGUUUUGCUGAUUUAUGGGUUCCGUUUUGUCGCAAACACAACAUUGAACCAAGGAAUCCUGAUUCUUACUUUGCCUUAAAAGUCGAUCCCACUAAAAACAAGAGUAAACUGGAUUUCGUGAAGGACAGGAGAAGGGUGAAAAGGGAGUACGAUGAGUUCAAAGUGCGCAUAAAUGGCCUUCCGGAUUCAAUUAGGAGAAGAUCUGAUGCAUUUAAUGCAAGGGAGGAAAUGAAGAUGAUGAAACAUAUGAAGGAGAGUGGGGCUGAUCCUUCUGAGUCGAUCAAAGUAUUAAAGGCCACCUGGAUGGCUGAUGGCACCCACUGGCCUGGAACUUGGGCUGUUUCUUCUAGGGAACAUGCUAAAGGGGACCAUGCAGGAAUACUUCAGGUGAUGCUAAAGCCUCCUAGUCCUGAUCCGUUAAUGAGAAGUGCAAAUGACAAGAUCAUAGAUUUCACUGAAGUGGAUACACGUUUGCCAAUGUUUGUAUAUAUGUCCCGAGAGAAGAGGCCAGGUUAUGAACACAACAAGAAAGCUGGGGCCAUGAAUGCACUUGUUCGAGCAUCUGCAAUCUUAUCAAAUGGACCAUUCAUUCUCAACCUUGAUUGUGAUCAUUAUAUUUAUAAUUGCAAGGCAGUACGUGAAGGAAUGUGCUUCAUGAUGGACAGAGGCGGCGAAGACAUAUGCUAUAUUCAGUUCCCCCAAAGAUUUGAAGGUAUUGACCCCUCAGAUCGCUACGCCAAUCACAACACUGUAUUCUUCGACGGAAACAUGAGAGCCCUCGACGGUCUCCAAGGCCCAUUCUAUGUGGGAACCGGGUGCAUGUUCAGAAGAUUUGCAUUGUAUGGAUUUGACCCUCCCUCGGGUGAGUGGGAUGCGAAACAUGCUAAAAAUAAUACUGCCGAAGAAGUCUGUGAAACAACACCAGCUUUGAAUGCUAGUGAGUUUGAUCAAGAUCUAGACAUAAACCUGCUGCCUAAACGUUUUGGUAACUCAACCAUGUUGUCUGAGAGCAUACCUAUCGCUGAGUUCCAAGGUCGUCCUCUUGCUGAUCAUCCUGCCAUCAAGUAUGGACGCCCACCGGGUGAAUUGAGGGCCCCUCGCGAACCACUCGAUGCUAGUACCGUAGCUGAAGCUGUUUCUGUGAUUUCUUGUUGGUAUGAAGACAAGACAGAAUGGGGAGAUAGAGUGGGAUGGAUUUAUGGAUCAGUGACAGAGGAUGUUGUUACAGGAUACCGUAUGCAUAACCGUGGAUGGCGUUCUGUGUAUUGCGUAACCAAACGAGAUGCAUUUCGUGGAUCAGCACCAAUUAACCUUACUGAUCGACUGCACCAGGUGCUGCGAUGGGCCACCGGUUCCGUUGAAAUCUUCUUCUCCAAGAACAAUGCAUUCCUAGGCAGUAAGCGCCUAAAACUUCUACAACGUCUCGCUUACCUCAAUGUUGGAAUCUACCCCUUCACCUCCCUCUUCCUCAUUGUGUAUUGCUUCCUCCCAGCACUCUCAUUGCUCUCUGGAUUUUUUAUCGUGCAAACUGUCAGUAUUGCUUUCUUAGUCUACUUGCUCACCAUGACUAUAUGCUUGGUGUUGCUAGCCAUUCUCGAGGUUAAAUGGUCUGGCAUAGAGUUAGAACAGUGGUGGAGGAAUGAACAAUUUUGGCUCAUUUCCGGCACUAGUGCUCACUUCGCCGCUGUCAUACAAGGACUCCUAAAAGUGGUUGCUGGAAUUGAGAUUUCCUUUACUUUGACAGCUAAAUCAAGCGGAGAAGACGACGAUGAUAUUUUCGCGGACUUGUAUAUAGUCAAAUGGACCUCUCUAAUGAUUCCACCCAUUGUUAUUGCUAUGGUAAAUGUGAUUGCUAUCGUUGUGGCAUUUUCACGAACAGUUUAUAGUGCAAAUCCACAAUGGAGCAAGUUCAUAGGAGGAGCAUUCUUUAGUUUUUGGGUGCUUGCUCAUUUGUAUCCAUUUGCAAAAGGGUUGAUGGGAAGGAGAGGGAAGACUCCCACCAUUGUGUUUGUGUGGUCAGGUCUCAUUGCAAUUACACUUUCUUUGCUUUGGGUUGCUAUUAGCCCGCCACAGGCUGGUGCUGGCGGCCAAGGUGGUGGUGGAGACUUUCAAUUUCCAUAAAAUGAUAAUGGGAGUGCUUAUGGAUUUGAAGCCUUGGGGGUUUCAUCUUAGUAUAUGUAUGUUUCUAACAAUAGUAAUGUGUCUUUGUAAAUCUAGCUCUAUAGAUAUGAUAUUUUGGUGGCAUAUUGUAAUAGGCUUUGGAGAAUUGCUUUUUAUUUGAUUGUUGUUUAGAUCAUAGACUUGAUCAUGUAAUGUAUUGUUGAUCAUUUUACACUUAUUUUUUUCUUUCAA
This is a messenger RNA of Vicia villosa (hairy vetch), 3920 nucleotides long. Its product is annotated as cellulose synthase-like protein D4. Gene Ontology annotation, biological process: plant-type primary cell wall biogenesis; cellulose biosynthetic process. Gene Ontology annotation, molecular function: mannan synthase activity; cellulose synthase (UDP-forming) activity. The transcript has 5 exons. Lineage: Eukaryota; Viridiplantae; Streptophyta; Magnoliopsida; Fabales; Fabaceae. The coding region runs from base 351 to 3689 and encodes 1112 amino acids. Gene Ontology annotation, cellular component: trans-Golgi network; plasma membrane. The record is from RefSeq and is a predicted model, not a curated record.